AUGCCUCAGCGAAGAUCCCACGAUUCUACAACCAGCCUGGUUGAGCUCUACUUCUUUGAAGAACUUAUGCGCACCUGUGGACGCGACGAGGCCAACAACUGGUUGGCAUCGAACCACAGCUCAAGAGACUCCUCAAGAUGUGCUUCAAGAAUGUCAUGCGAAGAAUCUAGACCAGAAACUCCAACCUCGGAAUGCUCGUUUCACGGAUCGCACGAUAUCUUGAGAUCACGGCACUCAAUCUGCGAAGGAGAAAUGUCCCACAAGAGGAUGAAGGAGAUCGUUGAUGAGCUUGGAAGUGAAGCUGGACUGCUCUUCACUGAUGCAGCUCACACCGUGCUCAGAUAA
Guillardia theta CCMP2712 is the source of this 345-nucleotide messenger RNA. RefSeq lists its product as hypothetical. Lineage: Eukaryota; Cryptophyceae; Pyrenomonadales; Geminigeraceae. Bases 1 to 345 code for a protein of 114 amino acids. The record is from RefSeq and is a predicted model, not a curated record. The transcript has a single exon.